Messenger RNA from Penicillium pulvis, 1557 nucleotides. Its product is annotated as phosphoglycerate mutase, 2,3-bisphosphoglycerate-independent. Lineage: Eukaryota; Fungi; Ascomycota; Eurotiomycetes; Eurotiales; Aspergillaceae. The coding region runs from base 1 to 1557 and encodes 518 amino acids. The record is from RefSeq and is a predicted model, not a curated record. The transcript is spliced from 4 exons. Gene Ontology annotation, biological process: glucose catabolic process. Gene Ontology annotation, cellular component: cytoplasm. Gene Ontology annotation, molecular function: manganese ion binding.
AUGGCUGACCAGAAAGUCGCUUUAAUUGUCAUUGAUGGCUGGGGUAUGUCCAACCCCGAUGCCCCUCCCCAGGGUGAUGCCAUCGCCGCGGCCGAGACUCCGUUCAUGUCUGGCUUCGCCGAGGCCAACUCCAAGACUGCUCAGGGUUUCACCGAACUCGAAGCUUCCUCGCUCGCAGUUGGUUUGCCUGAGGGUCUCAUGGGCAACAGUGAGGUCGGUCACUUGAACAUUGGUGCCGGCCGUGUUGUCUGGCAGGACAGUGUUCGCAUUGACCAGACCCUGAAGAAGGGCGAGUUGAACAAGGUGGACAGCAUUGUCAAUGCCUUCACUCGUGCCAAGGAGGGCAAUGGUCGUUUGCACCUGUGUGGUCUGGUUUCGGACGGUGGUGUCCACUCCAACAUCACUCACCUGUUUGCUCUACUCCAGGUCGCCAAGGAGUUCCAGAUCCCCAAGGUCUACAUCCACUUCUUCGGUGAUGGCCGCGAUACCGACCCCAAGAGUGCUGUCAUCUAUAUGGAGCAGCUCCUGACCAAGACUAAGGAGCUUGGUGUUGGUGAGAUCGCCACCGUCGUUGGCCGUUACUAUAUCAUGGACCGUGACAAGCGCUGGGAGCGUGUCGAGAUCGGCCUCAAAGGUCUGGUUACCGGCGAGGGUGAGGACAGCGAGGACCCUCUCCAGACUAUUAAGGAACGCUACGAGAAGAAGGAAAAUGAUGAGUUCCUGAAGCCUAUCAUUGUCGGCGGCAAGGAGCGCCGCAUCCAAGAUGACGACACCGUCUUUUUUUUCAAUUACCGGUCGGAUCGUGUCCGUGAAAUUACCCAGCUGCUGGGUGACCACGACCGCUCCCCGCGUCCCGACUUCCCUUACCCCAAGAACAUCUCCCUCACCACCAUGACCCAAUACAAGACGGACUACACAUUCCCCGUUGCCUUCCCUCCUCAGCACAUGGGCAAUGUUCUGUCUGAAUGGCUGGGAAAGAAGAACCUCUCGCAGUGCCACAUUGCUGAGACCGAGAAGUAUGCGCACGUUACUUUCUUCUUCAACGGUGGUGUUGAGAAGCAGUUCCCCGGUGAGGUUCGUGACAUGAUCCCCUCGCCCCGAGUGGCCACCUAUGACCUUGACCCCAAGAUGAGCGCCGCCGCCGUCGCUACUAAGAUGUCUGAGCGCAUUGGUGAGGGCAACUUUGAUCUCGUCAUGAACAACUUCGCACCCCCUGAUAUGGUCGGCCACACUGGUGUGUACGAGGCUGCCAUCCAGGGUGUUGCUGCUACCGACAAGGCCAUUGGUGAGAUCUACGAGGCCUGCAAGAAGAACAACUACGUACUCUUCAUUACCGCUGACCACGGCAAUGCCGAGGAGAUGCUCAACGAGAAGCUUACUCCCAAGACUUCCCACACCCUCAACAAGGUUCCCUUCGUUAUGGCCAAUGCCCCGGCUGGCUGGACCCUCUCCAAGGAGGGCGGUGUCCUGGGUGACGUUGCGCCCACCGUGCUCGCCGCCAUGGGCGUCGAGCAACCCGCCGAGAUGACGGGUAAGAACCUGUUGGUCAAGGCAUAG